Messenger RNA from Acanthocheilonema viteae, 216 nucleotides. NCBI's taxonomy places the organism in Eukaryota, Metazoa, Nematoda, Chromadorea, Rhabditida, Onchocercidae. The record is from the annotation of a GenBank genome assembly.
AUGGUAAUCAAACGGCUGAAAUGGACGAGUUCGAACCAAUCAACAAAAGGAACUGGAAGGACUGGUCGUGAUUCAACAGAAAAAUCAUUAGUAAUUUGUCAUUUCCAAAGAAAAGUGCAUGGUGACAGAAGACAAAAACUCUUAAUUUUGUCUGUUCCAGGAAUGCCACACGGUAUACCGAAUGGUGGCUCACAAGGAAAUGGACCAACCGAUUAA